AAUACAGGACACGCCCAGAGACUUUUUGCUUAUUAAUGACAUAGCCAUAAUUACAACCUUGUAUCCAAACCACCACACACACACACACACAUACAGUAUCACGCUGUAUACUAGUAGAUAGUCACAUUUUCAUCAGGCUAAGCCCGCCCCUGGUAAAAGUAGGGGCGCUCCAUGUGACGCUGGGGCUGUUAACAAAAAUCCAGUAUGGCGGAAUCUGUCAGGAGAUGAAUUUCUUCGUCCCCCCCGCCCCUCAGCGCUGAGAAAAGCCCCAGAGGCUAACAUGGGAGAGAAAUAAAAGCCCUGUGGGACACAUGUUGGGACGACUGGCUUCCUCCUGGCCCGUGUAGGUCGGUACUGGUGCUAGACGGCGAGCUGCCGCUCUGAUUGAAGUAGCCAAAUCAAAAGCCUCAUGGGGAUUGGCUGCUGCUGCUGGAAGUCUGUUUCCUGUUUCCAGCCUUGAGAGAUUCUUGAGGGACCGUCCUAAGUGUGGGAUCAGCUGGAACACACACAUUCAAUCACACACAUACACACACACACACACACACACACUCCCAGACAGCCACAGUUUUGGCAGGAUAAUAGCCUCCUGAUAGCCAUCCUGUAAAUCACAUCUGCAUUGCACAAACACACAUCUAUUUUGCAAUACACACACCAAGCCGGGUGCUCACCUGCCACGCUGUGAGGACACCCACCUGACCCACCUGUCAGCGAUGACAUCACACAGCCACCAAGGGAGUUUGGCAGGAAUGGCGAGGGACUGCUGCUGACGUAAACAGUACUACAGACAAGAGGGGAUCCUGGGAAAGGAGCAGCCGCUGGAGGUUCUGAAGACAUCGGCGCUCAACCACAUCCCAACAGUGGACAUCAACUCGGCGCUGCCCCUGCGUCUCCCUCCAGCCGCCAUCCCUAUGGACCUGCGCGUGGACCAUCACCAGCAGCAACAGCAGCAGCAGCAGGUGUCCUCGCUCUCCCCGCCCGGUCAGCAGUCGUCCGGCCCGGGUUCUCUGGGAGGAACGCCCUCUGUGCGCGAGCAGCAGCUGCAGCAAGAGCUGCUGACCCUGAAGCAGAAGCAGCAGAUCCAGCGGCAGAUCCUCAUCGCUGAGUUCCAGCGGCAGCACGAGCAGCUGUCCCGGCAGCACGAGGCCCAGCUCCAGGAGCACAUUAAGCAGCAACAAGAGCUUCUGGCGUUGAAGCACCAGCAGGAGCUGCUGGAGCACCAGAGGAAGAUGGAGAACCACCGUCUGGAGCAGGAGCUGGAGAAACAGCAAAGGGAGCAGAAACUGCAGCUGCUGAAGAACAAGGAGAGGGGACAAGAGAGUGCCGUGGCCAGUACUGAGGUGAAGAUGCGGCUCCAGGAGUUUGUCCUAAACAAGAAGAAGGCCCUGGCCCAGCGGAGCCUCAACCAAGGGGGCCUCCCCAAUGACGCUCCCUACUGGUACCGCAAAACCCAGCACAGCUCUCUGGACCAGAGCUCACCUCCACAGACUGGUGUGUCCACGUACAACCACCCUGUGCUCGGUGUCUACAACCCCCGGGAUGACUUCCCACUGCGAAAGACUGCCUCGGAGCCCAACCUGAAGCUGCGCUCCAGACUGAAGCAGAAGGUAAGCGAGCGGAGGAGCAGUCCGCUGCUGCGCCGUCGAGACAGCCCCAUCACCUCCGCCAAGAAACGCUCACUCGACAUGGCAGACUCUGCGUGUAGCAGCGCCCCUGGCUCAGGGCCAAGCUCCCCGAAUAACAGCUCCAACAACAUCCCCAAUGAGAACGGCAUCACUGUGUCAGUCUCCAACAACACAGAGGCGUGUUUGGCCCAGAGGCUGUGCAGCGGUGCUGAGCGGGGCUCUGUUAACCAGCUGUCCCUCUACACUUCGCCAUCCUUACCCAACAUCACCCUGGGGCUGCCCGCCACUGCCACGGCCACUGCUGCUUCCAAUGUGACGUCGGCCCAGCAGGAUGGAGGUCUGCAGCCGGCCCUCUCCCUCAGCCCUCCCUUCCUCUCUGGUGGCCACUUGACCCCCUACCUGGCCGAGGCCGGAGCGGGAACAGGCGGGCACGGCACGCACAGUCCACUGCUUCAACACAUGGUGCUCAUGGAGCAGAGCCCGGCACAGAGCCCCCUGGUGACAGGUGUAAGCGGCCUGUCUAUGCCGUCAGCAGCAUCCAUGGCCAAGCUGCAGCGACAGCACCGGCCCCUGGGGCGGACCCAGUCGGCCCCUCUGCCCCAAGGGAGCGCCGCGCAGGCUCAUGCCCAAGCCCUGGCCCUGCAGCAGCUGGUGGUCCAGCAGCAGCACCAGCAGUUCCUGGAGAAGCACAAGCAGCAGUUCCAGCAGCAGCAGCUCCACCUCAACAAGAUGAUGGCCAAGCCCAGCGAGUCCCCCGUGGGCCGUCAGCACCAGAGCCACCCCGAGGAGACGGAGGAGGAGCUGAGGGAGCACCAGGAUGGAGGCACUCUGCCGCCGGGGGUCACCAUCAAGCAGGAGCCCCCUGACCCGCAGGAGCUGCAGGAGGAGGCGCUGCAGCAGCACAGGGAGAGGGAGCGGGAGAGACAGGCGGAGCAGGAGCUGCUCUUCAGACAGCAGGCCCUGUUGUUGGAGCAGCAGCGGAUUCAUCAGCUGAGAAACUAUCAGGCCUCCAUGGAGGCUGCCGGCUUGUCAAUCUCCUUCCCCGGACACCGCCCCCUGUCCAGGGCCCAAUCGUCUCCGGCCUCAGCGUCCUCCUUCCCAAUCAGCGUCCCAGCCCCUGAUCCUCCCGUCAAACCUCGCUUCACCACAGGCCUGGUGUACGACUCUCUAAUGCAGAAGCACCAGUGUAUGUGUGGAAACACCAACAGUCAUCCGGAGCACGCAGGCCGGAUUCAGAGCAUUUGGUCUCGGCUGCAGGAGACCGGACUCAGAGCGCAGUGUGAGUGUAUCCGUGGGAGGAAGGCCACUCUGGAAGAGCUGCAGACAGUUCACUCUGAAGCCCACGUCCUGCUGUACGGAACCAACCCACUCCGACAGAAACUUGAUUGUUCAAUCACCCCCAUGUUCGUACGGCUACCGUGUGGAGGGGUGGGGGUGGACAGUGACACCAUUUGGAACGAGGUCCACUCCUCCAGUGCGGCUCGUCUCGCUGUCGGCUCUGUAGUGGAGCUCGUUUUCAAAGUAGCUACUGGAGAGCUGAAGAAUGGUUUCGCUGUGGUCCGCCCUCCUGGACACCACGCAGAGGAAAGCACUCCCAUGGGUUUCUGCUACUUCAACUCUGUGGCCAUCGCAGCCAAACUGCUGCAGCAGAGACUCAACGUCAACAAGAUCCUCAUCGUGGACUGGGACGUUCACCAUGGCAACGGCACCCAGCAAGCAUUCUAUGAUGACCCCAACGUCCUUUACCUGUCUAUUCAUCGCUAUGACGACGGAAACUUCUUCCCUGGAAGUGGAGCACCUGACGAGGUGGGCAGUGGGCCCGGAGUCGGGUUCAACGUCAAUGUUGCCUUCACCGGAGGCCUCGAUCCACCCAUGGGAGAUGUGGAGUACCUGGCUGCCUUCAGGUCAGUGGUGAUGCCCAUAGCCAGUGAGUUUGCUCCGGACAUCGUGCUGGUCUCUUCUGGCUUCGACGCUGUGGAGGGACACCCUCCACCACUGGGUGGCUACACUUUGACAUCCAAAUGUUUUGGCUAUCUGACCAGGCAGCUGAUGACCCUCGCUGGAGGCCGGGUGGUCCUGGCUCUAGAGGGGGGUCACGACCUCACCGCCAUCUGCGAUGCCUCUGAGGCCUGUGUGGCCGCCCUGCUAGGCCAGGAGCUGGACGCACUGCCGAAGGCCGUCCUCGAGCAGAGGCCCAACCCCAACGCUGUUCGCUCUCUGGAGAAAGUUUUAGAGACUCACAGUAAGUACUGGCGCUCGGUGCACCGCUACUCACCGCAGCUGGGACUUUCCCUGCUGGAGGCCAAGCGAGGAGACUCGGAGGAGGCUGAGGCCGUCAGUGCCAUGGCCUCUCUCUCUGUGGCCAACACCAACGCCAUGGAUCAAAGCAGGCCAGAGGAGGAACCCAUGGAAGAGGAGGAACCACUGUAACAGAGGGAAACACGAGGGUGUCACACUGUUGCGAUUGACCUCUCUGGAGAGGCCUCUUUGAGCUGCGAAGAGUCUCGACCGAUCCCUUCAUUUAGUCCCCCUAACCCCACUCACCACGUCAGUCACCUUGAUUGGCGGCCCCUCGGCCAAAACGAGGGAGAGGGGGUGGGCUCAGCCUCAAGAGUAGGGAGCCAAUCAGGAGACAGAGGACUGAAUUGGGGGAAAAAAUUUAAACAUAACAGCGUUGCUUGGCAGCGCUCGCUCAGAGACACUAAUUUUUUUCUGUCAGUCUUCGCAACCCCACGUUAGCCCACAGCGACUAACCAAGUGACCAAGGCAGCAGGCGAGUGUAAUUUGAGUUGGGGCGAGAUCAGGUCUCGUCAUAGAAAGGUGUGAUAACACUGCAGAAACAUACGGUGCUUUACACAGCUGCCUUCUGACCACAUACAGUAUGGACACUAGGGACAGCAGACGUUCCCAGCUGUCAAACACAGCUCGGGAGUUUCUUUUCUCUUUUCUCAACUAUUUUUCCCUGCAAAACAAGGGCAUCGCGGCAACUGAGAUAAUAUUUUACAAGAUGCGUUCACUGUGGACUUUGCUCGGCCGAAGUUUGAGUAGGCUUUUACAAAGAUUUGAUGACGAGACUGUCGCCUCGCCGGACCAGCCUGUCGUUGAAGGUUGACGAGUGAGAGGAGUGCCUUGGUGAGGGUCCGCUGGACUUCAGGAUUGUUCAGGAAAAGAUUGCCUUAAGUCAAAAGAUUUUUUUCUCGCUGAGGAGUCGGUGCGAGGGAUGGAGACGGAGAGUUUCCGGUCCUCUUGGGGACGAGAAUGACAAAAAUAAAGCAAACAAUCUUUCAGCAUGUUUACUUGGAACUUGACGAAGACAACAUUUAUGUCUGUCACAGCCUCUCUUGAAGAGUUACUUUACUUUUGGAUGGAUCUAUUUUUCUGUAAAAAAGAAAACGCUUUGUAAAGGUAGUUGCCAGCUUCAGUAGAAAAACGGUGCAAACAUGGAGACCUUCAAACAAGGAAAUUAGAUUGAAAACUCUCAAAAAGGUUUAGCCUUUGAUGUAGCUUCCCUUUAACUGAAGUCAUUGCUUUGUAAACACAUAAAGCAUGCAUUUGAGCAGAGAGAUCAGACGUUUUUGCAAGAUUUUUGAAUGUUAUCCAAAAGAGAAAGCCAAGCAAGAAAAGCCAAAGCAUGAGUUUGCAUAUACAGUAGUACUUUCACUCCACAUAGCUGGCAAGUCGACAAACAUUUCUCAUAUUGGCCCUUUCAGAUAAGGCUCACAAUACUCAGUUCAUUGUUUACUGAUUUAAUCCUUCACAGAUCGAGUGAGCAUUUCUGUACGUGUGCCGAUCGGCCUCCCAUGCUUUGCCGGUUGGCAGCUACCUUGGUUGCUAGUGUGAGCUAAACAUUAGUCAUGUAUAUUGAAUUGAAUAUAUUUUGAGAGGCAGUAAUCGAGUAUUGCCUGUUUGUAUCUACAUGUAUGAUUUCCACAUCAAGUUGUCGAUUUUUCAAUAUCAAAAAUGUGUUUGGUAAGCGUGUCCACUUUUUAUUUUUUAUUGUAUAAGAUUAUUUUUCUAACUUUUUUCAUCCAUAGAUUUUGUUCUGUGUUUUUUAUCCGUUUUCUGGAUAGUUAUAGGGCUGCCAUUCACAUACUUAGUACUAUUGUCACUUCUUGUUCAAAACUUUCUUUCUUUCUUGUAUUUAUCAAAAAUAACGAGCAACACUUUCUUUCUUUCUUUCUUUCUACGGCUCUCUCGGCCGUUCUGCAUUUUCAUCAAUUGUGUAUUUAUAACGUACUGUUUAUAGGAGAUUUGUAUAUGGAAAAUUUAUAAAUGUACUCUAACUAAUGACAGCUAUGAUAAUUGUGAGCGAAAAACAGUAUGGCGUAUGAUAUUACUCCAUGAACUUUUAAAAAAGCAGCAUAUUUAACUCGUCAUCGACUGCACUGUUUUCAAGUUGCCCUCAAGUGAAAUGCGGUCAUUACGCGGCACUGCAAUUGACUUUUCAACACCUUCCGAGUAAAACAUUUGAUCACUUUGUUGCCUAAUUGAUACAUUUCCCUCUUGUGCAUGGGUGAUAUGCACUUACCUUUCGACUGUGACAACACAUCCAAAAAGAGGUUUAGGGGCCGUUUUAUGUAGCUAGCUGAGUUUAACUGGGCAGGAAAAGAUAAGGAGGGGACACAGAUGUCAAGAAAGUGGAAAGUUAACUAGUUUUGGAUGGAAAACAUCAGCCGAUCAUUUUAAAAUCUCUUUCUGAGCAUGUGUUGCACUAUCGUGUUUGACUGUCCAUAACAUCAGUGUGUCCUUCUUCCCUUUUCCUGCUUGAAUUCAACUGAUCUGACACCAUCAGAUUAUAUUCAAAUGAACCCCCAUCUGUCAGCUGCUUUGUUAAACACCUGAUUAAAGACGACUAUCACGUUUAUUUUAAGUUGACAUAAUUUUAUAAACUUGUAAAAUUUGAGAUUAAGUUGAUAUUUUUUCAUGUCUAACAAAACAUUCCACUUGUUAAUCAUUUAAUUUGGCUUUUUUUUAAAUAUUAAUUUGAGUUUUUUUUGUAGAAACCUUUAAUACUACUCUUUAUUUUUCGCCGUCUGCUCGCGCCAACUUUAACUCUUUGCAUGGUUUGUGAGUCAGCAUGCCUGCUUGUCUAUGUAACAAAAAUGUAUUUGCACAACAGAAGAAGAACACUGGAGGACUUAAAAAAGAAAAACCUCCCACAGCAACUCCCAAGAGCACCAGGCAGGACAGUUUUCUUCCUCUCUGGUGUACAAACAAUUCAAAAGACUUUGUCCAAAUGACUCCACUGAGACACAUUUGAUAUUGUUCUUAUUGAAUAUCGUUUCCAAUAAGUGAUUUUAACAUGAUUCAGCACUAACAACAUGUAUGGACUGUGCUAAAGAGAAACACGCUCUGCCAAACCUCUGCUACAUUCACACCUUAAAGACUCUCCCAAAGAAUGUUCCUCUUUCAAAGAUUUUUGAACGGGCACUAUAACGGUAGAGAAAUGACGGAUAUCGGUUGAGAAAAGGUUUGGUAAAAGGGCAUCGUUGUUUUGAUUGUCACACCCACCUCAGCCAGUUCUAUAUAUAUAACCACUGUGGCUCAAGAGCAAUUCUCGGUUUACAUGUAAAUGGAUAAAAAAGUUAUUUUUUGUUUGUUGUUUGUCUCUAUUGAUGAAAAAUGUUAUCUUUCUUUGGGACCUACGCUUUGGACAUUUCAUCUCUGACAUCAUCUAUAAAAUAUAUUUCUGAAAAAUA
Molecule: messenger RNA, 7321 nt
Organism: Siniperca chuatsi (mandarin fish)
Lineage: Eukaryota; Metazoa; Chordata; Actinopteri; Centrarchiformes; Sinipercidae
Product: histone deacetylase 4-like
Exons: 28
Coding region: 909-4052 (1047 amino acids)
Biological process (GO): chromatin organization; negative regulation of transcription by RNA polymerase II
Cellular component (GO): histone deacetylase complex
Molecular function (GO): histone deacetylase activity
Source: RefSeq, a predicted model, not a curated record